Anopheles stephensi (Asian malaria mosquito) is the source of this 2421-nucleotide messenger RNA. RefSeq lists its product as uncharacterized. NCBI's taxonomy places the organism in Eukaryota, Metazoa, Arthropoda, Insecta, Diptera, Culicidae. The record is from RefSeq and is a predicted model, not a curated record. The transcript is spliced from 3 exons. Bases 1 to 2421 code for a protein of 806 amino acids.
AUGGAGGCUCUGAGAGCCAAAACGGACGACGUGCUGAAGGCGUUACGAGAAAAGGAAGCUGAAGUGGUACGGCUCCGUGAGGACCGCGGGCGGACCACGUUUUCUCCGGAUAAACCGCUUCCUUGCUCAACGGCUAAGCGGAUUACGGUUACCGAUGAUGGUGAACUAAGCCAGAGCCAAAUAGCUGCCCGUCAGGCUGUCCGCGAUGACGAAAACAUUCUUCGCCUGCAAGGUGCGUUGCGAGGAAAAGCGCUACGCAUGGUGCAAAGCCGCCUACGCAACGCGGAUAAUUUGGAUCAAAUUAUGGAAGCAUUGGAAAAGUCCUACGGCAGAGCGGACGUUCUCGUUAACUCGCUCCUCGAGCAGAUACGCGAAGCACCGGCGCUGAAACCAGAUUGCCUAGAUAGCUUUAUCGAGUACGGUGAGCUGGUAGCAGAGAUUUGUGCGACCGUCAAGACGAAAGGAGCGUCCGAGAGGCUGUACGAUGCAGCGUUGCUUCAAGAGCUGUUGGACCGGAUGCCCGCGUUUCUACGAUGGAGCUGGGGAAUGCACAGGCGGCAGCUGAAAGGUGUUACGCUGAACGACUUUGGUGCAUGGAUUCAAGAGGCGACGGAUGGAGCGAUGGCGGUAACUCCCCCCCAGCCGAAGAAGAAGACGACAACACGACAGGUUCACGCGCAACAUGUGGAAACGCAUGUAACCCAGUCCAGCAGAAAUCGAGCAUGUGCGGUGUGCAAUAAGGACACGUGUGUGGCGGUUGGUGAGUGUAUAGUUUUUAACCAGCUUAGUGUUUCAGCCAGAUGGGAAAAGGUACGCAGCUUAAAACUGUGUAAACGUUGCUUAGGAAAGCACUACGGCCCGUGCUCGGUACGUGUUGAAUGCGGUCUGCAAGGAUGUGUGGCUAAACAUCACCGCAAAUUACAUCGUACCACCAGUGAGGAGCGACCGGUUGAAAUUAAUCAUCAUGGUACGAGAACAGACAGUAUGCUGUUGCGAUACGUUCCGGUGAUGCUUCAUGGGAAGAGCGGUCCGGUUUACACCCACGCGUUGCUAGACGAGGGGUCGACGGUGACGCUGAUGGAGCAGGAGCUUGCAAGAGAGCGAGGAGUUUCCGGUACUCUCGAUCCGCUAUGUCUGCUGUACAGUGCUGGCCAGAAACGUGAUGAACACGAGUCGCAGAGAGUGACAGUGCAGGUGUCUUGUGUCGAAGAAAAGGCGCCUGUUUACUCGAUGACCGAUGUGCGGACGGUUAGCCGGCUUUCACUCCCUAGACAGACGGUCGAUACAGAAGAGCUAAAACGCAAGUUCGCGCAUCUCGCGACGAUUUCAGCACAGUCAUAUGAAAGUGCUUCUCCACGCCUGUUGAUAGGCAUCGACCAGUAUAGGCUGACGAGACCUCUGAAAACGAUAGAAGGAAGUGCGAGACAACCGACAGCUACCAAGACGCGAUUGGGAUGGCUCAUAUUUGGUAAGUGCACAGACUACGAUUACGGUUCAAAUUUAGUGCAGCCAGAGUCAAGCUACCACAUCUGCGAUUGCCAAGGAGCCAUCUCAAGGGCAGAUCGUAUGAUGGCAGCGUAUUUUGAGGUCGACGGUUACGGUCCCGCCAAGCAGCUGUCGCUUUCGAAGGAAGAUCAACGAGCGCUGGCGAUCCUGCAAGGCAACACGAGGCACAUCGAUGGGCGGUACGCAACCAGUUUGCUAUGGCGGAGUGACAACAUUUUUAUACCGGAAAACCGUCACAUGGCUGCAUCAAGGAUGGAGUGUCUCGAGCGGAAAAUGCAACGAGAUCCGAAUCUCGCCGACAACGUAAACCGAAUCCUCAGGGAGUAUUUGGCGAAAGGUUAUGUCAGGCAACUAGGAACGGACGAGCUGAAGGUGUUUUAUCCCAGGAAGUGGUACCUACCUGUGUUUCCUGUUACUAACCCUAACAAGCCAAAUAAAAUCCGCUUGGUUUGGGACGCAGCGGCUGAAGUGAAGGGUGUCUCGCUUAACAAGAAGUUGCUGACCGGACCAGAUCUGCUGACACCGCUACAAACCGUGUUGUUUCGUUUUCGCGAGUGUAGGAUCGCGGUGGCGGCUGACAUUCGCGAGAUGUACCACCAGGUACAGAUUGACGGUGACGACGUGCACAGCCAGCGUUUUCUAUGGCGAUGGGGCGACACCAAUGCAGAACCGCAGGGGGCAAAAAAAAAUAGAGACUCGACUGACGUCAUAGACUGGAUAAAUGCGGACCAUCGUAAGUACUCUAUUUUCGUCGCUCACAUGGUUGCAGAAGUUCUGGAGACAACUACUGUUGACGAUUGGAGGUGGCUUCCAACCAAGCUGAAUGUAGCCGAUGAAGCGACGCAGUGGACCAACCUAAAACAUCAUCUCGCUUCCAACCGAUGGUUGGACAUACCUGAAACUGCACAUACCUGA